This is a messenger RNA of Mus pahari (shrew mouse), 6269 nucleotides long. RefSeq names its product zinc finger protein 883-like. The coding region runs from base 507 to 2543 and encodes 678 amino acids. Lineage: Eukaryota; Metazoa; Chordata; Mammalia; Rodentia; Muridae. Gene Ontology annotation, cellular component: nucleus. The record is from RefSeq and is a predicted model, not a curated record. The transcript is spliced from 7 exons. Gene Ontology annotation, biological process: regulation of transcription by RNA polymerase II. Gene Ontology annotation, molecular function: RNA polymerase II transcription regulatory region sequence-specific DNA binding; DNA-binding transcription factor activity, RNA polymerase II-specific.
ACUCUCCUCAGACCCAGUUUCCUGGCUGUGGGUCCAUGAGAGGCAGCAGUGAGCAGCGCAGUGUCUGGAACUGCAGCAAGGCGACGCUGGAACCUCCCAAGUCCAGAGCUGUGGCACUGGAGCAGAACGGGUGUCACACGCCUCAGGCAGUCCUGCUCACCUGUGAGUCUGAACUAAGUGAAGAGAGGAAGCUGUAGCAAAGGAUCCAGAGUGAAGAUACUCCCAGGAUCUGGAGAGUGACGGAGUGUGGAACCGUGAAAAGCAGCCUGUUUUGGUUGAGCAAGGAGCAGCCAUGUGAUCCCUAACCAGAUGUUGGUUACUCUGGCAUUGUUCUUUCUAAAAUACUGACAACUCUCCUCAGAAGAACUUUCCAGCCUGGUAUCCUGAGAGAGUCAGCAGUCAGCAGUGCAGUGGCUGGAACCACAACCUAGCAGCAGCCCUACAACUUCCAAGGAAUUCCAGUCUUUGUCCCUAAGACAGAAACUCAGAGCAAAGCAACAACAAGAAUGACUGCUUCUCUGGUAAAUAUACCCCAGGGUCUGUUAACAUUCAGAGAUGUGGCUGUGGAGUUCUCAAUGGAAGAAUGGGAAUGUCUCAACUGUUCUCAGAGGGCACUGUAUACAGAUGUGAUGACGGAGAAUUACAAUAACCUAUUGUUUUUGGAGAAUUAUCUUAACUUUGAGAAGGUUUUGGAUCAAGGAACAAAGCAUACUGUCCACAAUCAUAUGUUUAUCCAAGAAAAGUCUUACAAAUGUAAUGAGCCUGUCAAAGUGAUUCAUGAAUCCUCCCAAAGUACACACUCCAGAACAAAACAUAAAGAUGAAUCUGUCAAAGUAUUAAACCUAAACAAAAACAAAAUUGGGAAGACUGGAGUUGAACCAUGCAAAUUCAAAGACUCUGUGAACUGCUUGAAUGUGUGUUCCAUCAUUAGUCAAAAUGGAAGAAUCCAUAUAGGAGAGAAAGAACCUAACGGUACAGAUCAUGAAAAUCUGUUUGACUCAAAACAUAAACUCAUGCUGAAACAAAGUAACAGUAGUGGAAAAAGACCACACAAUUGCAGGGAAUGUAGGAAAUGCUUCAACAUGUACUCAGGUUUCAGUAGACAUCAGAGAGCACAUACUAGAGGGAAAUCCUAUAAAUGUACACACUGUAGUGAAUCCUUUCUUCAUUUGUCACAGCUCAAACUACAUUACAAAAUUCAUUACAGACAAUAUCCUUGCAAAUGUGGUAAAUGCUUUUAUCAUAUAUCAGGCUUCAAAAAACAUGAGAGGAUCCACCCUGGUGGGAAUACUUACAAAUGCAGUGAUUGUGGCAAAUCUUUUAUCUACUACUCACAAAUAAGAAAACAUCAGAGAAGUCACACAGGAGAGAAACCUUACAAAUGUAAUGAAUGUGAGAAAUGCUUUCCCCAGAAAUAUCAACUUACAGUUCAUCAGAGAAUUCACACAGGAGAUAAACCUUACAAAUGUAGUGAAUGUGACAUGUCUUUUAUCAAGAAUUCCAAUCUUAGAAGUCAUCAACGAAUUCAUACAGGAGAGAAACCUUAUGAAUGUAGUGAAUGUCACAAAUGCUUUACCCAAAAAUGCAGUCUUGUUAUUCAUCUGAGAAUUCAUACAGGAGAUAAACCUUACAAAUGUAUUGAAUGUGACAAAUGCUUUACUGCAAAAAGCAGUCUUAGAAGUCAUCAGAGAAUUCAUGCAGGACGGAAACCUUAUAAAUGUAUUGAGUGUGACAAAUGCUUUAACCACAAAAGCAGUCUUAGUAUUCAUCUCAGAAUUCAUACAGGAGAGAAACCUUACAAAUGUAGUACAUGUGACAAAUGGUUUACUCGGAAAAGAAGUCUUGUUAUUCAUCAAAGAAUUCACACAGAUGAAAAACCUUACCAAUGUAGUGAAUGUGAAAAGUGCUUUACUGAGAAAGGCAGUCUUAGAAGUCAUCAGAGAACUCAUACCGGAGAGAAACCUUAUAAAUGUAGUGAAUGUGACAAAUGCUUUGCCCAGAAAUACCAACUUACAAUUCAUCAGAGAAUUCAUACAGGAGAGAAACCUUACAAAUGUAGUGAAUGCAAAAAAUGCUUUACUGAAAGAGGAAGUCUCAGAAGUCAUCAAAUAAUUCAUACAGGAGAGAAACCUUUCAAAUGUAGUGAAUGUGGCAAAUCCUUUACCCUGAAAUGCCUUCUUACAGUUCAUCAGAGAAUUCAUACAGGAGAGAAACCUUACAAAUGUAAUGAAUGUGGAAAAUGGUUUACUGAGAAAGGCAGUCUUAGAAGACAUCAAACAAUUCACACAGGAGAGAAACCUUACAAAUGUAGUGAAUGUGACAGAUGCUUUACCCAAAAAAGUAGUCUAAGAAGUCAUCAGAGAAUUCAUACAGGAGAGAAACCUUACAAAUGUAGUAAAUGUGACAAAUGCUUUACCAAGAAAUCCCAACUUACAGUUCAUCAAAGAAUUCAUACAGGAGAGAAACCUUACAAAUGUAGUGAAUGUGAGAAAUGUUUCAGCUACAAACGUGCCCUUAUAUGUCAUCAGAGAAUUCAUACAUGAAAUAAACCUUACAAACGCAGUGAAUGCCACAAGUCCUUUACUGAAAAGGGCAGUAUUAGAAGCCAUGACAGAAUUCAUACAUAGAAGAAACCUUACAAAAGUAAUGAAUGUGACAAAUGCUUUAUUGAUAAAGUCACUUGUAGAAGUCAUCAAGGAAUUGAUGCAGGAAAAAUACCUUACAGGUGCAGUACAUGUGGAAAAUAUGUUACCCACAAAUAUGGUCUUAUGAUUUGUGGAAGAAUCCAUUCAACAGAGAAACCUUAUAAAUAUAGUAAAUGUGACAAGGUAAAAGCUUCAAGUAAAAGCUCUCUUAGAAAACAUCAGAAAAAUCAUACAGGAGAGAAACAUUACCGGUGAGGUGAAUGGGACAAAUUCUUUAUCCAGAAAGACAGUCUUAGAUAUCAUCAAAGUGUUCAUACAUGAGAGAAACACUAUGUGAUUGUCUGUACAUGCUUGAUACGGGAAGUGGCACUAUUAGGAUAUGUGGACCUGUUGGAGUAUUUGUAGCCUUCUGAAGCAGUUCUGUUACUCUGGGCAUGACCUUUAAUACACUCAUCAUAGCUGCCUAGAAGCCAGUCUUCUCCUGUUUGCCUUCAGAACAAAAAGUAGAACUCUCAGCUGCUCAAGCGCCAGGUCUGUUGAUAUACUGCCUAGCUCUCUCCUUGAUGAUAAGGGAUUAAACCUCUGAACUUAUUAGCCAGCCCCAGUUAAAUCUUGUCCUUUUUAAGAGUUGCCUUGGUUAUGGAGUGUGUUUUACAGCAGUAAGACCCUAACUAAUAUAUAUUGCAAAUGCCACGAAUGUGUCAGAUUCUUUACCUGGAAAAGUCAUCUCACAAUUCACCAGAUAAUUCAUACAAGAAAGAAAACUUACAAACGUAAUGAAUGUGGCAAAUGUUUUACAUUUAAAGACAAUCUUAGAAAACAUCAGAUAAUACAUAAAGAAGAGAAACCUCAUGAAUAAAAGGAAUAUUGAACAUUCUUUAUCAGGCAAGACUGUAUUAGAACUCAGCAGAGAAUCGUAAGAGAAACCUUACAAAUGUAAUGAAUAUGACAAAUCUUUAUUUUAAAAGGUGUCUUCAAAUUCAUCUGAGAAUUGAUAGAGGAAAGAAAUUUUACACAUUCUGUGAGUGUGACAAAUCCAUUCCUGAGAAAAACCAUCUGAAAGGCAGAGUAUUCAUUCAGAAGAGGAACCUUACAAAUGUAGUUAAUGUGACAAAUCUUUUGCCCUUAAACCUAUCUUAGAAUCCCUUAGAGAAAUCAUACAGGAGACAAACCUUACAAAUGAACUGAACAAUCUAUUGAAAAGAAAGACAAUUUUAGAACUUGUCAGAAAUAAAUACAGGAGAGAAAAUAGGCAAAUUGAGUGAUUGUGAAGAAUUUGUUAACCAAAAAAGACCAUCUCAGAACUCAUCCAAGAAUACAUACACAAGAGAAACCUUGUAAAUGUAGGAAAGAGUGAAAUUGUUUGGUGCUGGCUAAUCUCUUAGAAUAUGUCAGAGAUCAUAUUAAAAUGAAAUGUAUGAAGAUUAUUUGUGCCUGUAUUUCAGAACUAAGAAUGCAUUCAAAAAUUAGUAAUGGGUCCUUCCAGUCUGAGCCAGUGCCCUGAGCAGAACUUGGGCACUAGCUCUGCAUCCAGUCCUACAACAUCCAGAAACUUCUCUCCCAGGUGCUCUAACAUACCCAGGAUUAUUGGUGAGGAGGCCACAACUUCUGCUCCAUCACCAGGAGUAACUGGGACCCUUGAGAUUUAAGGACACAGGAACACCAUCCCACCCCCCAGAUACUGGCACAGGUUCUUUCUGGUCUGAGCUGCUACCCUGAACAGACAUUGGUUGCUAGCUCUGCACCUAGUCCCACAACACCUAGAGAAAGCUUGACUCGAAGGUACUCUAACAUGCACAGGAUCAUAGAACAAGUCAGGAGCUUGAUCACAACAGAAUUUCAGGACCCCAGAGGCAGGUUGACUUCCAGGAUCUCUGUCAAACCCAGGAUCACAGAAUCACAGGAUCAGAGACAGCUGGACUCUGAGGAGUUCUGACACAAUCAGGAUCAUCGGAGGGACAGGCUUCAGUGAGAGACAACAAGGGCAUGUAGCACAAGAGAUAACCAGAUGGCUAGAGGCAAGUGCAAGAACAUAAGUAACAGAAACCAAGUCUAUAUGGUAUCAUCAGAACCCAGUUCUCCCACCAUACCAAGUCCUGAAUGCCCUACCACACAGGAAAAGCAAGAUUCAGAUUUAAAAUCACUUCUCAUGAUGAUAGAGGACUUUAAGCUGGACAUAAAUAGCUCCCCUAAAUAUAGGGAGCAAUCCAUUAAGUGGCACUCUUGUUCCUUCAGGUUCCUGCCCUCCUUAAGUUUGGGCCUUCACUGCCUUUGAUAAUGAUCUGUGACAUGGAAGUGUGAGUGAAAUAAACCCAUUCCUCCUGAGUUGCAGCAAUACCAACCCUAAUGAAAACAAAUUGGUACCAGGAUCCUGAGAUAUUGUGGUGACAGAUUUGACCAUGUUUGGGGGAGGAGUAUAGAACAACUUUGGACAGUUGUGUGAAGAACCUAUGGUGUCUGGUUAGCUGGAGCUGAGGAAUCAGGUAUGAUCAAUAGGAAACCAGAACCACUAAAGUGAAAGCAUUGCUUUGCUGGAACAAUUGAUGCUGAGUAGCUGGAACUGCAAAUGUAGCUGUGAUUGAAAUGUAAGAGGUCAACAUCAAAGGGGUAAACACUUCUGGGAAGUAUUUUCUCAACGUCAGUACAUGCAAUUUGUAUUCAGAGGUGGCCAAGGUUGUACCUCAAGCUGCCAGCCAAACAUACUGUAAGAGUCACCCAUGUGGUACUGGUUUUGAAGACAUAAAGGGAUUGUACAGAGCAUCUAAGACUGAUCACAGAGAAGCCAGCAGAGGCCAUUGGUGAAAGUGCAUCAAGAGUACCGAUGGAUUGAAGGGGUCCUGGAGAAAAUUUGAGAGUUUGCAACAUGAAAAGAGCCUAUGAGAGGGUACUGGUGUGAGCACAGACCAGUUGCAGUAGAGGGCCCCAAAAUUUUAGAGAUGUACCAUAGAAUGACUACCAAGUACAGCAGUAGCUGUAGAGUGGAACCCACGAAAGUGUAGAAGACAAGCUGUGUGUUCUGUAGAAGGCAGAGCUGGAUAAGUGACCUAAGCCACUUGGAAGAAACAAAUGAAAAAUCCUGUGGACCUGGGUAAAAUCUUGUGAAACUUCCAGGGAGUAAAGCCUACCUAGCAGAAAUAGUCCACUUGGAGUGUCCUUUAAGGCAGGAACAUAAUAAUUCAAACCAGCAUUUUCACUCAAAGAUACUUUUACACCUUAUCUUCAAUAAUGGACUCAGUUGGUGGCUUAGCAUGGACCUCCGAUAUUGGUACUUUGGAUUUGUCAGGAACAAUAGAAUCAAGCAGCCUUGGUGAAGACUCUAGAUGAAAACAAUGUUGAAAGGUGGGAAGAACGUCUUUAGAGGAAAAUAAAAUAGAAUGUAGGGGUGGAAGGACCACACUGAAUAAGAACGGAUGGAGUAAGAACUCUUCUGAUGUUCCAUGUUUUGUAUGAAAUACUCAAAGAAUUUUCCCCAUUUAGUAUUAUGUUGGCUAUUGGUUUGUCAUAUAUAGUCUAUAUUGUUCUGAGAUAUGUUCCUUCUUUAACUCAUUACUUCAGUGAUUUUAUUAUGAUCAUGUUGAACUUUGUCAAAUACCUUUUACAUCUAUUAAAUGAUCAUAUAAUUUC